Molecule: messenger RNA, 2319 nt
Organism: Blastomyces dermatitidis ER-3
Lineage: Eukaryota; Fungi; Ascomycota; Eurotiomycetes; Onygenales; Ajellomycetaceae
Product: protein arginine N-methyltransferase 3
Exons: 5
Coding region: 248-1924 (558 amino acids)
Biological process (GO): peptidyl-arginine methylation
Cellular component (GO): nucleus
Molecular function (GO): protein-arginine N-methyltransferase activity
Source: RefSeq, a predicted model, not a curated record
CCUUGCUUGCGUGAAUUUUCUGCUGGAGCUCGAAGCCAGGCACAGAGUGCUGGUUCGGGUGGUUAUUAUUGUUAAAUAGACAAGUUCUAGAUCAUUCCCGCUAGAAAUCGCCCAGCAUCUUGCCCCGCCGACAAAGAAGGGUGUGCGAAGCAGAAGAGAAGAAAAAAACAUUACCUAACACACCACAUCAUUUUUUUUUCUCGGGAUACAUCUGCCCUUAUCUUAGAUAUUUAUUUAUUGCACAACAAUGGCUUCCUCUUCUCAACAAGCCCCACCUGCUGUCCAUGAAGAUUCAUAUUCCGAUAGUGACAGUAGCUCUGAUCCUCUAGACCUAUCCAAAGAUGAGGGAUGGGAAGAUGUUGAACUGGACGAAGAGUCUGAGCCCGUCAUAAGUUUGUUUAGCGACAAGGUCUUCCCAGACGCCCGGUCAAUGCUCAAUGAUUGCAAGGAAAACUUUCACUUCGACUUUUUGAAGGUUCAGAAGGAUCUUGGCCUCGAUUUUCUCGGCACUAUUAGGCUUGUCAACUAUAUUCGCUCAGAAGUCAAGGCUGGGAAGACCCCUGACGUAUCCUCCGCGGCCCUGUUCGACGACGAGCGAUACUUGAGACCGGUACUGGAGGAUGACACGCUUCUAUACAGCUUGGAUGAUUUGGCUGAGGAAUCGGACCUGGAUCAAAAGGCGGGAGGAAAGGAUGGGCCCCGAUCGAAGGAGGCAGAAGCAUCAGAUCCAACAUCUCGAAUUCGAAAACUAGAAGACGAGUUGGAACGAAUGCGAAGCAAUUUUGAGGAGUACAAGGCGAUUGUUAAGAGGUCCUUGGACAAGGAAUUAAGCAGCGCGGUUUCAAGCGUAUCUGAAAAGCCUGUAGCUUCGGGCUCUGGUAAAUUCCAUGAAGCGGAGUCGGGAUAUUUCACCUCCUACUCGUAUAAUGGUAUACAUGAGUCCAUGCUCAAGGACACUGUCCGUACAGAUGCCUAUAGGGAUUUCAUAUAUGAUAACAAGAGUUUGUUCAAGGACAAGGUUGUACUUGAUGUUGGGUGCGGAACGGGUAUUCUGUCCAUGUUCUGCGCAAAAGCCGGGGCGAAAAUGGUCAUUGCUGUUGACAAUUCAGAUAUCAUUGAUCGGGCGCGCGAAAUCGUCUAUGACAACGGGUUUGGGGAUGUGAUUAAAUGUAUCCGCGGAAAAAUCGAAGAAGUGGAACUACCAGUACCCCAAGUCGAUAUCAUUGUUUCUGAAUGGAUGGGAUACUGCCUCCUUUUCGAAGCAAUGUUCGACUCAGUAAUCUGGGCCCGAGACCGCUAUCUCGCACCGGACGGGUUGAUGGUUCCCUCCCAUGCCACGCUCCAAAUCGCGCCCUUGGCUGAUCCAGAUCUCGUGGACUCGCACAUAACCUUCUGGAACUCUAUCUACGGGUUCAAAAUGUCCAGCAUGCUUCUCAACAUAUACGAUGAGGCACUUGUUCGAUACAUCCAGAAAGCAGAAGAAACCAUCGUUGCCAAAGCAUCACCGUUCCUGCAGUUGCCGUUACACACCAUAACUGUCGAGGAGCUAACGUUCAUCAAAGAAUUCGAAGUUACGCUUAACACGGACAUCGAUGCGUUGGACGGCUGGGCAGUGUGGUUUGAUAUGUUUUUUAUGCCAUCUAGGACAUCGAAGGUAGCUGAAGAUGCGCUGCCGGGCGAUAUGAAGAAGGAAGGAUAUGUCGCGUUCUCGACGGGUCCAUUCGAUCCGGAGACUCAUUGGCAACAAGGGGUGUUUUUGAUAAACCGCGGGAAGAAGGCUGCCAAACCGUUGAGGAAGGGACAGGUUAUUAAGGGACACGUGGAGUAUAGGAAGAAGGAUGAUAAAUCACGGCUCUUGGAUAUUGGGAUUGACUGGGAUAUCGAGGGUGUCGAAACCGGACGGCAGGAGUGGUCACUGCAAUAAGCUAUUACUCUGGUGACAUUUUUCAAAUACCAGAUAGUUUACGUUUGGGGUUUGGGUUGAUGAUUGUGCAUAUUUAAUUUGGGUAUAUCAAAUAGAGAGGGUUGGGUUGGUCAAAGAAAUAAAAAGGGGUCAUUAUUCAUAGCUAUCAUUAAAAGUUUUCAUAGCUCAAAUUGGCAAAUUAAACAUCGGCAAAUUGGGCACUAUAACGUUUCCCAGGUGCCGGCGCCCAACUAGACAGCCGGUCAUCACUGGAAGAGCGUUUGGCCCGGUCCUUAUCCUGGUCUCUGGAGCUUCUAUGAGAAUGACUAUUGCCGUAGGCCCGGGAAUGUUUUGAACGCUCUUCCUGACUCCGCUCCCCUCGUUCCCGAUGGGGGUUUCUCGAGAGCUCACGGUCA